CGCGUCGAAAGAAGCAAGGCGAAACGUCGGUUGAAGAAUGAAUCGAAUCAUACAACACCGACAUUUCUCAACUCGCUCCUGUCUUUGGCAUUGUACAUUCGUUGCUUGACCCUCUACUAAUAGAUGUUAUAAAAGAACAAGCAUCACCCUCGUGGCAGCGCCUGGAUCUUGAUAUACAAUAUAAUACUUCCCUUCAAUCCGCUUAAUACCGCCGUUUCUAAAUACCAGCACAAGUUGGAACGCGACGAUAUUCCCUCCUUUUCAGAGCCAUGCCUUUACUCUCAAUGCCGUCGAUACACUCUCUCAUCUCGUGGCGAACAGUCGCAAUAAUAUUCGCCGUCGUCAACCUCAAAGCCCUACCGCUAGCAUGGCAUUUCCGACUUUUGUACCGCAUGCUUGCCAACUGGUACAGCGAGGCGCGGAUCAAACGUACGGCCUCACUGGCAGUAGUCGGAACCUCUCCUACACAUCGGCAUCCUCUGUUUGAACCGGUUUCUAUAUUCUCGCAUUCGCCGCUGCUCGAAACCGACUACAACCUGCACAAGAGCAACAGCACUUACUUCUCCGACCUGGACGAGAGCAGGACUGCCCUGAUGACCAAGGUUCUGAUCCCAGGCCUGAAGCAGGGCGCGAAAAACCUAGAAAGGGACGGACACAGGGGCAGAUUGGCGGUCAUCCUGGGCAGUGUGCACACCUCGUUUCACCGUGAGAUUGCGCCCUAUGAACGGUACGAGGUCCGCUCGCGCGUGCUGGGCUGGGACCGGAAAUGGAUCGUCGUGGCCAGCUGGUUCAUUCGACCUGCCAAAAGGGGGAAAGAGGAGGUCUUGUUGGCGUCCGCUUUGAGCAAAUACGUGGUCAAAAAGGGUCGGUUUACAGUUCCUCCUGAACGAUGCUUCGCUACGGCCGGUUGGCUGCCUCCAAAGCCGGCGGAUUCAGAGAAACCGCAAGCGGAAGCGGCUAAAGAAGCUGCGUCUGAACCGUCCGCGGAUACCACUCCGGAAGGCCUCCAAGCAUCGGUUCCUGAACCGGCGCUCGCCGCCACGACGGAAUUGGUUGAAAAGCUGGAGACCACAACAGAGAAGGUGUCGCAAAGUGAUGUUACAGAGUCCCGGGAACCGUCUACCGCCUCAUUUAAAGAGGACGACUGGGAUUGGCAUCGCAUUGAAAAGGAGCGUCUCCGCGGUCUGGCCGUGGCGGCGAACUGGUUGGCAUUGGAUCAGGAGCUUCUGGAGGAGUUCUCGCGCGGAUAGAAUCUGCUUCAUAUCGCGCAGCCCUCGUCGCACGUAGCACUGGCAGUUGGGCCGCUGUCCUCCCAGAUGGUGGUUGUGGGGACUCACAAUAGAAGCCUCUUGCGUAUAUAGAUUAGAUUGCAGUAUUGGAACAGCAGGGCGUUCUGGCUACGAGGGAUGAGGAUUACAAUACUUUGUAUAUACAAUUAUGGAGGGCAUAUUAAUUUUAUACUUUUCAUGGAGUCUACCUACGUACAGAAUCACAGCGAAAGAUAACGAUAUAGAAGGCCCAUUUUUGAGGAAGUCAGAAAAAGGGUUGAGCGCGAUCCAAAACGAUAGUUGACAUUGCCUUCUUAGACUUUGGCUUCAAUCUGACUUUCGCAAUCAUCCAGCACCAUCCUGUCGAGGGCCAAAACAGACGGAAACGCUGCGUUUGAGUAAAGGAGAACGCCGAAUACGCCGAAUUUUCAGCGGCCUGUUACGUCGCUGAGCUAGACAGCCGCAAGGGGGGAACAAUAUGAAUCGCCCUUCGACCGUG
Exophiala dermatitidis NIH/UT8656 is the source of this 1767-nucleotide messenger RNA. RefSeq lists its product as uncharacterized. NCBI's taxonomy places the organism in Eukaryota, Fungi, Ascomycota, Eurotiomycetes, Chaetothyriales, Herpotrichiellaceae. The record is from RefSeq and is a predicted model, not a curated record. The transcript has a single exon. Bases 270 to 1250 code for a protein of 326 amino acids.